AUGGCAAUAGCACGAGAUCAUGCGCAUGCAAGAUGGGUUAAAGCUUGUAAUGGAGAAAUUCCACCAAAUUCAUUUUGGGAAGGAGAUCAUGCAAUUGGUAGAGGAUAUUAUCAGAAUGGAUUACAUGUAGGAUAUGUAAAACCAGGCCAAGGACUUUUUAUUGGAUGGGACGGAUCAGAACAUAUUCUCAAAGAAUAUGAAGUUCUUGGUGGAGACAAAUCUCAUUUUCAUUGGGUUCAAUGUCAUGGACGUUGUCAACCACAAGGCUUUACUCCUUUGAAAGGAGGGUAUGAAGCUGACGGUAAAGAACAAUUUAUUGGUAGAGUGGACAAUUAUCAAGGAAAAGACAGAAUCGGUAAAGCCGGUCCACAUUUGAUCGAUGGAAUGAAUUUUGCUGUAGAUGGUCGUGAAAUUUCUUGGAGUUUAGAUAUCUUUAUAGGCUUAUGUGAAACUGUUGAAGAUGGUAGAGAUGAGAUGGUGCAUUCUGUAAGGAGUUAUCAUUCGGUAGGUGUGAUCGAGACACCUACCUGA
Molecule: messenger RNA, 531 nt
Organism: Scutellospora calospora
Lineage: Eukaryota; Fungi; Glomeromycota; Glomeromycetes; Diversisporales; Gigasporaceae
Source: the annotation of a GenBank genome assembly